GCAAAGUGACAUAUUGAAGGUUGCUGACCUUUAAACCUGCUUUCGUUUGGAAUUGUAGCGGACGUUUCGUGACUUCCUUACGCCGAAAGAAUGCAGACCAUGCAACAUUCACCUAAUUUUGCAUGCAAAAUGCGCACGAAUUAUGCCAGAAGCUCAAGGGUAGGCCAGACUACUGUGUCCCGGAGGACCGUCAAGUCUCCGACACGGCGGGCGCGCGCAGUGCGUGCCGCCGGCACCAGCGAGCGAGCACAGCCUCAACACCCAGAGGAGCGGCGCCUUCGCGAGGAACCAGCUGCAUCUUCCUCCCGCCGUCAGGCGCUGGUGGCACUGCCAGCUGCCCUGCUGGGGGUGUGCGGCGCGCUGGCAGCCCCACGGCAGGCUGUAGCUGCUGCCGCAGCGGAGGUUGACACACUGCCGUCCACCAGCGGGCGGGAGGAGAUUGACACCACCAUUACCCAUGCGGUGGCAAUCACAAUCGGCAUUGCGGACCGCGCGCUCAAGAGCGCCGCGGAGCGCACCAUUGGCGACAAGUCCAUCAUCCCUGAGGCGGAGCCGGUUGGGAGAGUGGUCAUAGGCCUGUACGGCAACGCGGUGCCGCGCACCGUGUCCAACUUCCUGGCUCUGGUGGAGAGCGGAAACCUGGUGGGCACCACCUUCUCCCGCGUGCUGGCGGGCGAGUACAUCCAGGCCGGCAAGCAGGGAUCCAAGCGCCUGGGCGCAGUAGAGGUGCCGCCCACCGUGCAGUCCAACCCGGAGGUGUCGGAGGCGUCCGCCUUCAAGCUGCCGCACUACCGGCCCGGCACCGUGUCUCUUGCGCUUGGAGAGAACGACGAGGAGCCGCAGCUGCGCGCGCGGCCCGAGUACCGCCCAGUGGAGUUCCUCAUCACAACAGGCCCGGGCCCAGUGCCGCGGCUGAACGGCCAGAACAUUGUGUUUGGCCGCGUGCUGGAGGGCAUGUCGGUGGUGGGGCAGGUCACACAAGUGCCCGUGUUUGGGCCGUCACCGGUGGGCAACAGCCUGGCGUUCAACAGCCUGGCCAGCGCCAUCGGGGACGACCGCGCCGCCACCGUACGGCGCAAGUACGGCAAGCCGCUCAAGGCGGUGGUCAUCCUGGGUAGCGAGGUGCUGCCCAGUGUGCCGUAGACGCCCCUAACCGGGCCUGAGAGUGUGAGGAGGCCGGUUAGCAAAGACAGGGGCUAGGCUGCCAUACUGUUGGCUAGUGUGCUGCUUGGCUUGCAGCUCGUAGUUCCUAUAUCGCACGGAUGUGGAGUUGAGUGGCAGGGGUGGAUGGCGAAGGCUGGGCAUUCUAGCCGUCAGCCGCAUCGUGCCCUUGCGUGGCUCGCGUUUGUGGUGAUCUCCUGUGUGUGACGCGCUCGUUGUGUUGGGGUUCCAGGCUUUCAGCUGUUUGAGGCUCGCGUGUUAUGGUCAAAAUUUUAAAGUUAGAGGGGAACGGUCGGGUCAGCCAAGGGGUCAGCCAAGGGAAACAGCCCUCUCGAACGCUCAAAGACACCGACCGUCCUUUGUCUCGUUCUGACGUGCCUGGUGGGUGACAUGGUCACAGAUUCAUCGCGCCGCGUCAACAACCCAUGUCAACACA
Messenger RNA from Chlamydomonas reinhardtii, 1597 nucleotides. RefSeq lists its product as uncharacterized. Lineage: Eukaryota; Viridiplantae; Chlorophyta; Chlorophyceae; Chlamydomonadales; Chlamydomonadaceae. The record is from RefSeq and is a predicted model, not a curated record. Gene Ontology annotation, molecular function: peptidyl-prolyl cis-trans isomerase activity. Gene Ontology annotation, cellular component: chloroplast. The transcript is spliced from 6 exons. Bases 130 to 1143 code for a protein of 337 amino acids. Gene Ontology annotation, biological process: protein peptidyl-prolyl isomerization.